This is a messenger RNA of Dunckerocampus dactyliophorus (ringed pipefish), 3057 nucleotides long. RefSeq names its product mitochondria localized glutamic acid rich protein b (gene mgarpb). The transcript is spliced from 5 exons. Gene Ontology annotation, biological process: extracellular matrix organization. Bases 142 to 2142 code for a protein of 666 amino acids. NCBI's taxonomy places the organism in Eukaryota, Metazoa, Chordata, Actinopteri, Syngnathiformes, Syngnathidae. Gene Ontology annotation, cellular component: extracellular matrix. The record is from RefSeq and is a predicted model, not a curated record.
GGGGCGGACCAGUGAGGCGCCACCUCUAACAGGGUGUGAUGGUGUGUCUUCAUCCACGUUAAGCGGCGACUGGAAGCUCAGAGUUCCAAAAGGCUGUGGGGCAGUUUCACGCUCACGCAUUUAGUUGCUGCUGCUUACAACAUGUUCUGUAGGAGGGUUUGGCAGAGACUCGGCCCGGUGGCCCAGAGGGUCUUUACACCGACAUUUAGAAAAGCUCCAGUGCGGCAUAUGGCCUUGGGGGUUCCUGGUGGCUCGACCAACAUGACAUACUUUGUUCUGUGUGGAGGAGGCAUCACUGCCGCAGUUGUCUAUGCCUACAAGACUGUCAGUGGUGAUAUUGAGCGCUAUGAGGACAGACUCGCCAACAUGGCUUCCACAGCAGAGGCUUCAUCAGCUGAUGAAGUGGAGGCCACAACUGAUGUCACCCCAGUAGAAGAGCCCGCGGUUGCGGAGUCUGUUGCUGCCACUGCAGAGAGCGCCGUUGAGCCUUCUGGUGAAAGCACAGCGCCUGAAGUAGAUGCUGAUGUGGUGUCAGAGGUCAUCUCCACUGACGACGACUCUGCUGCAGAAGAGGCAGCCCCGCCUGUAGCUUUGGAGGAAGUAGUUGAAGAUGCUCUUGCCACGGCUGUGGUGGAGACCCCAACAGAGGCACCUUCAGCUGAGAGUGCGGAGGCUGUGACAGAUCUUCUUACAGCUGUAAAAAUUCUCGCUGGCUCUUCAGUUGAAAUUGCAGCAGCUUCUGUCGCCGAGUCCAGUUUGGUGAGAGCUGUCCGGCAGAUAGAAGAAGAUGGACAAGACUUGUUAGAAGCGGAAACCCUUGCAGUCGCUAAAGAACACUCUGAGGAGAUGGCUGUUGCCAUGAAUGAAGACGAUCUGGUGCCUGCAGAAGUGCUUACUGAGGAAAAGGUGGAUACAGAAGAUAUAGUGGCUGGAGAAGAGAUAGAGGAAGCUUCUUCCCCAGCUGCUGAAAAAGAGGAGGAAGUACCUCCUGAGGAAGCAGUGGAUAACAUGGGAGAGGUUCUUGCUGGUCCUGAAUCUGAUCCCAAGGAGAACAUCGCCCGUGAAGAGGCAACUAUCACUCCUGCAGAUGCAUUGGAUGAAUCUGAAAUGCCUGUGGAAGAGGCUAUUGGUGCUUCUGAAGAAAAAGGUACAUCUCCAGAAGCUGACUGUGGGUCAGAAAUGGAGGUGCUCUCGGUUUCUGAACCAGAGUCUUUUCCAGAGUCCAACUGUCACCACCAUCUUCUGGAACAGGUGACGCCCACCGCUGGUCACCAGUCACAAAUCAGUGAGGAAGGUGAAGAUGAUGACAAGAUGAAAGAAAGCAAGGGGGAAGGGGAAAAUAAGACAAAGGAAAGCAACGAGGAAGGUGAAGAUCAGACGAAUGAAAGCAAGGAGGAAGGUGAAGAUCAGAUGAAUGAAAGCAAGGAGGAAGGUGAAAAUAAGACAAAUGAAAGCAAGGACGAAGGUGAUAAGACAAAUGAAAGCAAGGACAAAGGUGAUAAUAAGACAAAUGAAAAGAAGGAGGAAGGUGAAAAUAAGACAAAUGAAAGCAAGGACGAAGGUGAUAAGACAAAUGAAAACAAGGAGGAAGGUGAUAAUAAGACAAAUGAAAACAAGGAGGAAGGCGAAAGUAAGACAAGUGAAAGCAAUGACGAAGGUGAAGAUAAGACGAAUGAAAGCAAGGAUGAAGGUGAAAAUAAGACAAAUGAAAGCAAGGACGAAGGUGAAGAUAAGACGAAUGAAAGCAAGGCUGAAGGUGAAAAUAAGACAAAUGAAAGCAAGGACGAAGGCGAAGAUAAGAUAAAUGAAAACAAGGAGGAAGUCGAAAGUAAGACAUGUGAAAGCAACGACGAAGGUGAAGAUAAGAUGAAUGAAAGCAAGGAGGAAGGUGAAGAUAAGACAAAUGAAAGCAUGGAGGAAGGUGAAAAUAAGACAAAUGAAAGCAAGAAGGUAGGUGAAGAUAAGACGAAUGAAAGCAAGGAGGAAGGUGAAAAUAAGACAAAUGAAAGCAAAGAGGAAGGUGAAGAUAAGACAAUUGAAAGCAAGGACGAAGGUGAAAACAAGACAAAUGAAAGCAAGGACGAAGGUGAAGAUCAGAUGUGUGAAAGCAGGGAGGAAACAAUCUGUGGAAUCACAAAGUAAGCAAAUGCAUUUGGACAGUCACUUUAUCCUAGUUUGUAUUUUUUACCAUAUUGACAAAACGUUUAUAUGAAAUCAGACAUGUGUUAUGUGUUCUUACCACGUUUUGCAGUACCGACAUUGGCUGUGUCUCAAAUGGAAUACUUCCCGUCAGUACAUUUCAAUAAGUAUACUGUGUACAGUACACUGUGUACUCAUUUUGACAGUGUAAUGCUGGCCCAAAUUUAUUACUGUUAUUGCGCACUUACCAUAAAUGCAGUAUUUACCUUCUUCUCCUCAUUACUUUCCACCACUACAGUUGCUCCUCAGCUGUCAUUAUUUCUAGUUAAUCCCCCCGCUUCCGCGACAUACCCAUUAGCUGUGCCUCAAUUGGCGCACUACCAUACUGAAUAGUCUUUUUAGUGCAUAAGUGUGUUUACACACAGUAUGGCAAAAUGCAGUGCACUGUCAGUACCCGCAAGUUGCACUCAUCACGGCCAAAAUAGUGAGUGUGCAUUGAUGGACAAUUACCACCUUCAAUAGUUGCUUGAAAUAACGGGAGGAACAACCCGUCGCAGUGGAAAAGUAGCGAACAGGAGAAGAUGCAGGUAAAUACUACGAUCGUCAUUUACGGUAAUGGAUUUGGUACUGCACUAAACUGUCAAAAUUUACACACCCAUACACAGUAUACUUAUUGAAGUGUACUGAUGGAAGGAUUCCUUUUGUGAAACAGCCACUGCCUUUUUGGGGAUGCCAUAUCCUGUGAGAGUCACAUGACUCACUAUUAUUUAACAAAAAUAUUUGCUUUUGUAUUGGUUAAAAUGUAAAUGUGAUGUACUUGAAUGUACAUUUGUUGUGGAUGUUAUCAAUAAACUAACCCAUUAGCAUUUCCGUGAUGUAAAUUUGAAAUAUGAAUGUCAUAAAUUAUAAAUGUCAAAG